This is a messenger RNA of Daldinia childiae, 1788 nucleotides long. Its product is annotated as Beta-catenin-like protein 1 like protein. NCBI's taxonomy places the organism in Eukaryota, Fungi, Ascomycota, Sordariomycetes, Xylariales, Hypoxylaceae. Gene Ontology annotation, cellular component: spliceosomal complex. Bases 1 to 1788 code for a protein of 595 amino acids. The transcript is spliced from 3 exons. The record is from RefSeq and is a predicted model, not a curated record.
AUGACUAGCAUAGAUGAGCUAUUCAAGGCAUCUGGCGUCGGUAGCAAGCGCAAGCUAGAACCUCUUCGAGACCCUAAUCAAAUAUACAAAUCUGCCCGUUUAAAUUCGAAUGGUAACAGCAGCCGACAUGCGCGCGUCGAGGACGAGAGUGUAAACGAUAACGAAGAUGAUGUCGAAGCAGGACCUGCGCCCCCUCCAGAAGACGAGGAAGGUGACUACGGACCAGAUCUACCACCCGACGACGAUGAGGACGGACGAUUCUUUGGUGGUGGAAUCACGGCGCAAGAGAACGAAGUAUUAGACUACGUUGAUGAUCCCGAUCCCAGCGCGGACACAGCACCCGACAAGUUCGACAGCGCGUGGCUACGACGAACCGCCCUUAAUUUCGAAAAGCGAAUAAACAAGAAUGCCGAACUGCGCGCUAAGUUUGAGGAUGAUCCUCAAAAGUUUAUUUCGAGCGAAGCCGACCUCGACGCCGACAUAAAGGCCCUCUCCAUCCUUUCUGAGCACCCGGAGCUAUAUCCCGAGUUCGCUAAGAUCGGAAGUGUCGCGAGCCUUGUAGGGUUACUCGCACACGAGAACACCGAUAUUGCGAUAGACGCUAUUGAGAUUAUUAACGAACUGACUGACGAAGAUAUCGCGGCCGAGGAUGAUCAAUGGAAUGCACUGGUCGAUGCCCUACUAGAGGCUGAUUUGCUGGGGCUACUUGUGUCGAACUUCGAAAGGCUAGAUGAGGAGCAGGAGGUUGAUCGGAGCGGUGUCUACUACGCGCUCAGUGUGGUAGAAAACCUAUGUAGCGGACGAACGGCGACGGCAGAACAAGUUACGGAAAAUGACAGCCUACUAAAGUGGCUACUUCGUCGUAUACAGGCCAAGGAGGCCACUGUCAGUCAGAACAAACAGUACGCUGCCGAAGUUUUGGCAAUAUUAGUGCAGACAUCGUCGAAAAACAGGAAGAAACUGGCCAGUUUAGAUGCCGUGGACAUCAUGCUACAGCUUGUAGCAUCUUAUCGAAAACGCGACCCCGAAAAGGGCGGCGAGGAAGAAGAGUAUAUGGAGAACUUAUUCGAGGCUUUGGCCUGUCUCGCGGACGAGCCCGAGGGCAAGACCAAAUUCAUCGAGGCGGAAGGUGUCGAGCUUUGUUUAAUUAUGUUGAAAGAGGGUAAGAUGAGUAAAUCUGCCGCGCUCCGGCUCCUGGAUCAUGCCGUAGGAGGCCAGGGUGCGGCGGGAACUGGUGUAUGCCAAAAAGCUGUGGAGGCGGGUGGAUUAAAGAAUAUUUUCACACUAUUUAUGAAAAAGAAUAACGACAGCCAGACUACGGAACACUUAAUCGGCAUAUUUGGAUCCAUGCUGCGGCUGUUGCCAGCCGACUCGGCAGAACGAAUCCGAACCCUGGCUAAGUUCGUCGAGAAAGACUACGAGAAGACGGAGAAACUGGUUAAAUUGAGAAGGGAGUACGCGGCGCGCCUUGGUUCCGUGGACGAGGCGAUCCGCGCGGAACAGAGUGGGAUGAGCGCAGAAGAGAAAGAAGAAAUGGCAGAUGAUUGGUUCUCGCGGCGGCUCGACGCUGGCUUAUUUUGCCUACAGACGCUGGACGUAGUGCUGGCGUGGCUAGUGGCGGAAGACAACGGCGCCAGGAAGACGAUACAGAGGUUGCUUGCCGACCGCGACGAAACCUUGGCUACAAUUAAAGCUACGCUACAAGAACAGAUUGAAGGCAUCGAUGCGGAUGAUGCAGAGGGCAAGGAUACUAGAGAAAUGCUUACAACCCUAGUGGAAUUUCUAUAA